Fundulus heteroclitus (mummichog) is the source of this 2667-nucleotide messenger RNA. RefSeq names its product CCN family member 1. The record is from RefSeq and is a predicted model, not a curated record. Gene Ontology annotation, molecular function: protein binding. The transcript has 6 exons. The coding region runs from base 115 to 1260 and encodes 381 amino acids. Gene Ontology annotation, biological process: signal transduction. NCBI's taxonomy places the organism in Eukaryota, Metazoa, Chordata, Actinopteri, Cyprinodontiformes, Fundulidae. Gene Ontology annotation, cellular component: extracellular region.
ACCCAGGAAUCGAGGAGGCGCGCGGUGUCAAUGUAGGUAAUAUUCAGCGCGCAUGGCAGCCUAGGGGUUAUUUUUUCAGUUUAAUUAUAUUUUAUAAGGUUUUCCAAGCUAAUAAUGGCGUUUCUGACCUACCUGACUCUACUGACGACAGUCGCCAUAACACAGGUGACUGCUAGUUGCCCAGCUGUGUGCGAAUGCCCGGCACAGCCCCCCGUGUGCCCCCCAGGCGUGAGCACCGUGCCAGACAACUGCGGCUGCUGCAAGGUGUGCGCCGCACAGCUGAACGAAGACUGCAGCCGCACAAAGCCCUGCGACCCCCACAGAGGGCUGGAGUGUAAUUAUGGCAACGACGUGACCGUGGCCUGGGGCGUCUGUCGAGCAAAAGCGGAGGGACGCACAUGCGAGUACAACAACAGGAUCUACCAGAAUGGCGAGAUGUUCCACGCAGGCUGUAAGCACCAGUGUUCCUGCAUUGAUGGAGCCAUCGGCUGCACUCUGCUCUGCAGCAACACGCUGCCACCUGCUUCACCCUCCUGCCCCUUCCCACGACUGGUCAGGAUACCGGGACAGUGCUGCUUCACUGUUGACUGCCAUAAGGACACCUGGCUUCUCCCACCUAAGUACCAGGAGCCUCUUUUACAGCAGCAUCUGCCUAGACGUCGGUACCAUGCUGCGCCGCACCGGGCUGCAAAUGAGCUGGUCCUAGAUAAUGGCAUCACACGUGUCAAGGCAAGCAGCUGGGGGGACCGACAUGGCUACAAACAUAUGCCUGUGUGGGACACCCUGAAGAAGAAAAAGUGUCUAGUGCAGGCCUCUGAAUGGUCCCAGUGCUCGCGCAGCUGCGGCACGGGCAUCUCCUCUCGCAUCACCAACAAGAACCCUCAGUGCAAGCUAGAGAAGGAGGCGAGAAUCUGCACCAUACGGCCGUGCCACAGCCUGACCGUCCCAGCCAAGAAAGGUAAACGCUGCUCCCCGACCCACAAAGCCUCCCAGCCCAUCAGCCUUUCCUACGGAGAAUGUCAAAGCGUCCGUCUCUACCGGCCAAACUACUGCGGCGUGUGCGCGGACGCCCGCUGCUGCUCUCCGCGCUGGACGCGCACCGUGCCCGUGACCUUUGUGUGCCCGGACGGCGAGCGCUUCCAGAAGCUGACCAUGUUCAUCCAGUCAUGUAAAUGCAGCUAUGAGUGUGGCCACCUCAAUGACGUAGCACUCCUUCCACAGCACUGGCUGUAUGGAGACACACACAAAUUCAUUGAUUAAUCCUGCCGACGGGGAACGCGCAGAGAUCAGCUCAGAGGAGGACCCUUCAGGACAAGGAGCCGUUUCUCUCUCCGUCUGGCUCCAAAACAGGGAAGACCAAAGGCAAGAUACGUUGCCGUGAUUAAUAAUCGCUAUGCUGAAAGCAACCCACGUUGUAAUAUGUGACCAGAGUGGAUUGUACACUCGUCUGUUCCGUCUUCAAACCUGACGUGGGACCCUUAAAUAGAGCCCUGAAAUCCUUAACCCUUCCACACUGAUUGCUGGUUUCAUUUAUGGAGGAGGAAACGCUUCGAUCAGUCAGAAGACAAACCCUACGCAAGCAUCACAGCACUUUACUUUGCUUUGACAUUUCUGACUGUUGGACAGCACCAACAGAGACUAAUCAGUGACAACAGAAGAUAAUGUAGACUGAUUUAUAUUUGAUUCAUCAACGCCAGGCAUUAGGUGGGCAUAGUUGAUUAGAAAUGUAAAUGAAGUUAGAAAAGCAGACACCAAUUGUGCCUGCUUUAAUGGUGUGGACACAUUAAAGAACGCGGUUUAAACCUAACCUCAGGUUUAACAUGUUACUCUGAUAUUGAUUACAAAGAGUCCAGCAUGAACUGAAACACUGAGCUUUUGUCGCAUCAACAGAUACGAUUUUGUUCCCAACUAAUUCAGUUUGAUCACACCAUUUUCUGUCAGAAUUUAUUUUGCCCUCUUGUGUUCAGUCUGUUCUGUCAGUCCAUCUCCAGGGCCGGUCAGAACUAAUCACGGACGUUAGAUUGAGACGGAUGAAGUUCAGGGUCAUUUCACUACUUGGUUAGCCUGCUUUACCCGACCCAAACCCCGUUUUGAGCAAAGGACCCCAGUCAGUUUCCAGGUUUCAGUAGACUGGCUGCUGAUUUGAGGUGAAGUUAAUGAAUCAGGAGGUAGUCUACGUCCAUCGUUAUUUUAUAAUGGCACUGAAACAACUCAGGUUUCUUUACCUGUCUGAGUGCAUGGCUGAAGAUUUUAGUUGAUCUUGAAAAUGUUGAUCUUUGGAGCAGUGGGUGGUGGUACUAUAAACCCGGCUUCAUAUGAACGGCGCACCUUCCAUUUUACAAGAGUCGAGCACCUCUUAACUAAAUUUAUUUCAACUGAAGGUUGACAAUUUGGCAGAUUGUUGGAACUUGGAUACAACUAGAAUGAUCCCUAACCCAGAGCAGAAGUGGUUUUGAUAUGGACAAAGCAAGCAAACGUUAACCUUCUGGAAAAGCCCAAACAUCCCAAAUGAUCAUUUAUGGACUAAGCUGGUCUGAACCAAAAACCAGUUCAACCAAUUUUAAUGACAUUACACCUUAUUUUAGCGGUGGUGUAUCUAUACAUUUGUGAGCUUGUAUGUAUGUUGAUCCAGUAUGAUAUGAAGAAAGUCAACAAUUUCAAACUUUU